AUGCCUGGAUGCAAGUGCGCCAAGAUCGGUUACUUGGUCGUGCUGUCAUUCCAAAAUGUGUUUCAUACUCUGGCUAUGCGAUAUUCACGCGCAGAAUAUCGGAUUAGAUAUUCUACCUCAUCAGUUGUCAUACUAAGCGAAAUCGUGAAAUUCUUAAUUUCAUCCCUUGUGUUGUUUCACGAUGGUCUAAUUAAACGCACCAUCAGUGGCAUUUACUAUGACACCCAUGACUUUCUCGGAACUUGCGUUCCAGCUUUGAUUUAUGUUAUACAAAACAAUGUUAUACUUUUUGCACUAAGCUGUCUAGAUGCAACUGUGUUCCAAAGAAUUCAGGUGACGUAUCAGUUGAAGCUCCUCACGACCACGAUGUUCUCGGUUCUGUUUUUGCACAGAAAUAUUAGUUUUGUCCAGUGGAUGUCACAGAUUGUCCUCUUUAUUGGCGUAGCCGUUGUACAGCUACAAGAUUAUACGGCGCAAUCCUCAGCACCUACCUCACUUGACGCCUCAGGUGCUGCGGGCUUAAUGGCCGUCCUCUCUGCUUCAAUUUUGUCCGGGUUUGCUGCUGUCUAUUUCGAAAAGAUCCUUAAACAUUCACCGAAAUCGCUUUGGACUAGAAACUUUGAGCUCUCAUUGGCAUCAAUUGCUAUUGCGCUGGUCGCUCAAGCCAUAAGCGAAGGCGGUAGGGUGAAGGAAAAUGGGUUUUUCUAUGGCUUUGACUGGCUGGUUUGGACUACUGUUGGUCUCCAAUCCAUCGGUGGCAUCCUCGUUGCCCUUGUCGUUAAGCAUGCGGACAAUAUUUUAAAAGGUUUUGCGUGUUCGGCCUCAAUAAUAAUCACCUGUGUCAUCUCUUUUGUCUUCCUCAACUCCAGUCUCUCUUGGACUUUCCUCUUCGGUACCGCUUGCGUGAUUCUCGCUGUCUUCCUCUACUCCCUCUUCCCCGUACCGCUAGGCAAGUCACGAAGGAUGCUGGGUUUGAGUUUGAGUUUGCGCUUUCACAGCGCGGAGUUGCGCACUAAUUUGAUGCAACUUAAAUCUUCAAUCAGACCGAUAAUUUAUCUUAGCGACAAGCGCCGCGUAAUGCAGUUAAAGGUGUGCAGAUUACUCAUUGGUCAUGGCGGUCCUCUGAUCCUUGCUGACAAUGAUAAGCUCAUACGUCUCUGGGCAAAACUUGGGAUCGUUGCUAGCACAAUUAUUUUCGGAGCUCAACUGCCUCAGCCAAGGUCUGUUUUGGGUGAAGAAAUGGUCUGCUCUGGAUUCUUAGUACUGAAUGUGAAAUGGAGAAGAAAUUAG
Molecule: messenger RNA, 1290 nt
Organism: Hydatigera taeniaeformis
Lineage: Eukaryota; Metazoa; Platyhelminthes; Cestoda; Cyclophyllidea; Taeniidae
Source: the annotation of a GenBank genome assembly